CGCCGUGACGCCUCGCCUCCUUGCAUGUCUGCUCCUUUUUGUGCAACCUGAACGCUAUAGACGAUGUCAGGGCGGCCUUCGCUGAUCGAACACACAGUAUCACGAGAUCCCAGAUCUCAAUCUGUGUUGCACAAGACGCGGACAUUUCGCCAUUUGUACUCCUGUCAGUUAUUGCUGCCCUAAGGAAUGAUGCGGCCUAGGUGAAUUCGAGCAGAACGAGUCCACGAAUGCGAAUGCGGAAGCCCCUGCAACUAUCCAUCAUCGUUCGCGUUGAGGUGCACUUCCGACACUUGCACCUUUACCUGAUAUUCAAUUGUGAGCUGUCACCCAGGUCAGCUGCGUAUAAGAAGUCCAGCAAGUCCGGCAGCAUCACCCUCUGCUCCAUAUCACUCUUCCAACGAUUCACAACAACUUCUGUGGCGGCAAUAGUACAUCUUUAUCACUUCGUCUGCAUUCUUCCUCGGUCCCACAGCACAAGCCAACGCGGAUAGUUAUUCCUCUUUCUAUCACUACACCACCAUCUCUUCAGACCAUUGAACAUGUCUACCAGAACACAGAAGAACUGGCAGGAGGAGCUCGCAGUCGAAUGUCGCAGACUUAGGCUCCCAGCUCCUGUGUUCAACAUUGUUUCUGAUCGUCGCGGUGGACGUACAGCAUGGUCUGCUACAGUCACAGUUCAGGGACAAAACCUCUCGGCUCGAUACUGGUACGACGGCCAGUUCCUAAACAAUGCAAAAGAAGAUGCUGCCGAGGUUGCGUGUACCAGACUUCGAAGCCCUUCCAUCGGCGGAUCUGGGGCUAGUUCCAACACUUACCGUCAACAAGGAAACUUCAGCGGAAGUGUCUACAGACGUUGAUGGCCUGUGCAGUUGGGAAGAUCUCUUUCCACAGAUGGUUGCAAGUGCAAGUCGGCUGCUAUUGGGAGGCGGAGAGCUAUGUCAUGAUAGUCUUGCGACCUGUGUCCUUGGGCAAAGAGCACCCAGAGAGGUCUCGGAGAUCAGCAUCGCGAUGGCGUUAGGGUGAAGUGAGUAUGCAGGCUCCUUCUUCUAUGGGAUUGGCCACUCUUUUUCUUAUUUCCCUUGCCGAUGAGAUGAUGAGCGAGGACGGGUUUGAGGUUCAAAGGGCAGGUAUGGCAAGAUCUGAGGCACGUGUCAAAUGGUCAAAAGUCUCAGCCCUUAUUGAAAUGUUAGACCGCUCUU
Molecule: messenger RNA, 1199 nt
Organism: Exophiala oligosperma
Lineage: Eukaryota; Fungi; Ascomycota; Eurotiomycetes; Chaetothyriales; Herpotrichiellaceae
Exons: 3
Coding region: 540-857 (105 amino acids)
Source: RefSeq, a predicted model, not a curated record